CUCGGGUGCCGAGAGUUGUUUACUUUCUUUUAUCUAGUGCAAAGAAGUGAAGUUUUAACUGCUUUUGGGUGGAGACGCCACGCCAGACAGGAAGAUCCGGUUUCUUCUUGCGUAAAAGUAAAAAAAAAAAAAAUGGCAGCUCGGCAUCGUGGCCUAGUGUGCCUGCUGCUAGCUCUGCUGAGUGUCGGAGUAUGGACACAGGAAGCAGAGCAAGAAAGCCAGGAUAAAGCAGAGGAUCUGGGGGAUUUGAGCACAGAAGAACGCGAUGGGGAAGAUGAAGAAGCAGCUGAUGAGGGAGCACAGGAUCUAGAAGAAGAAGAAGAAGAAGAAGAAGAAGGGGAUGAGAACAAUGAGGAAGAAUCUAUAGAGGAUGAUACUCCUGAGGAAGAAGAUACCACCGAGGAGGGUGAGACUGAGGAGGAGGAGGACGAUGUCGAGGAGGAAGAGGAUGAGGUUGAAGCUGCUACGGAAGACGAGGUUGAAGGAGAUGAAGAUGCAGAGGAGAAUGAUGCUGAGGAUGCGGAGGACGAUGACACCGAGGAUGAAGAGGCUGUAGGUGAUGGGGAGGAGGAUCAGGAAGAGGAAGACGCUUUGUCUGAUGACGCAGACGACGACGAGGAGGAUGAUGAUGAAGCAGAGGACACGGAUAACGAGGAAGAUACUGCAACUGAAGAGGAUGAUGAGGACCAGGACUCCUCACCAGGUGAAGAUGAGGAAAAAGCAGAAGAGCACACAGGUGAUGAUGAAAAAGCUGAGGCAGAGACCACAUCUGCAUCACAAUAUCACGGAGGAUCCCUGUGUAGCCUGUGCUCCAUCUGUGAGCACUGCAAUAGUUGCGAUCAAUGCCCAUGUGAGGAAGGAGACUCAUCAGUCCAUUGCCAGUAUUGUGAACAAUGCUCGUACUGCUACGCAUGUCCUGUGAUCUGUGAGACCAUCUGUGAGCCAGGUGGCUUUAUUGACGUGAUGUCUGGAACAGUCUAUCAAACCAUUGCCUCAUAUCUCUGAGGAAAUUUCACCUCACAUCCUAUGCCAUCCUGUAGUGGACAGCAGAAGUAAAGCUCAGCAGCUGAGUGAUGCUGAAAGGAAAAAUAGCAUCACUAGCAUAAGUGACCUUUUAUAUGACCUUUUAUAUAGAGGCAUGGUGGAGAUAUUUAAAGCAGAUAUUUUAAAUGUUAUCCUUUUGUUUGCUUGUUUACAUAAAUACUUUUAUCAAGAAUUACAGUCAUAAAAUACAGUCUACCGUUUCAUUUCAGUUGCAUUAGAUUGUUUGGUUAUAAAAAAGUCAUAUUAAGUUUU
Molecule: messenger RNA, 1296 nt
Organism: Clarias gariepinus (North African catfish)
Lineage: Eukaryota; Metazoa; Chordata; Actinopteri; Siluriformes; Clariidae
Product: sarcoplasmic reticulum histidine-rich calcium-binding protein
Exons: 6
Coding region: 133-1005 (290 amino acids)
Molecular function (GO): calcium ion binding
Source: RefSeq, a predicted model, not a curated record